Messenger RNA from Apiotrichum porosum, 2139 nucleotides. RefSeq lists its product as uncharacterized. Bases 1 to 2139 code for a protein of 712 amino acids. The record is from RefSeq and is a predicted model, not a curated record. Lineage: Eukaryota; Fungi; Basidiomycota; Tremellomycetes; Trichosporonales; Trichosporonaceae. The transcript has 3 exons.
AUGAACCCGCUCGCGGCAGCCCGUAGCGCACGGCCACUUGCGCCUCGCAUCGCCCGCCGCACGUCUACAGUGUCCCGCCUGGUGUUGUCGUCGUCCACGCCGCGUUUCGCCUCGUCGGCCUCUGCCUCUUCGUCUUCGUCGGCUUUGCAUCUUGCGACUAAGGCGAGCACCUCGAGCCUCACCCCUGCCUCGCGCCAGAUCCGCCGCACAUUUGCGACAGCCACUUCAACAGAGCACACUCCUUCCUCGUCGCUGGAACCCCUGUUCCACAGCUCUGCUGCCUCUGCCGCCCACAGCCCCGUCGUCGGGUCCGAAGGUGUCCAGAGCAUUCUUGCCGACACUGGCAAGCUCCUCGCCAACGACGUUGGCGGUUCGGCAAACUGGUAUGACCGCAUCCGCUCCGCAGAGAUUGAUCUGGAAGCUACGCGUCGGGGACGUUUGGCUGUCAUUGGCGACCCGCUCGCUGCUCCUCACGAUGUUGUGAGCGCUGUUCUCCAGGACCCGCUGUCCGACUCGGAGGUCAUGCGCAAGGCUCUCCUCAACCGCUACUUUGGCACUGGAAACGAGACGCUGACCAUCUCUUACGACGAAAAGGCAUCUCGCAGCGAGGGCCACCUGACCUGCCCCUCAGGCUGGCUUCAGGCCAGCAAGUACGAUGUUGUGGAGGUGCAGGUUGAUGCUCCCUUCAGCGAGGCGAGCUCUUCGCUCGUGGCAGCCGACACUGUGCUCGUUGUUCUCGACCCCAUCCGCCUCGCGAGUGCACCGGCCGUCGCGUACCUCCUGCCAUUGGUGUUGGCCAAGGGCAACGUUCACUUUGUCGUCAACGGCACUCUGCCCCCUCACGUUACCGAGGAGCAGCUGCGUGCCAGGCUCGAGAACCAGAUCAAGAGUGUCGUCGCCCCCGGUCUGCACGGCAAGGCCGAGUGCUCAGUCUCGUUUGUCAAGGCCGAGACAGCGUUGAAGGCGCUGUUCGCCCUCGACGUCGCCCUCGCCGGUCAAGCUGGAAACAAGGGCUCGGCCUUUGAUGUGUUCCAGCGCGACUUCCUCGCGUCCAACUUGGGUCCUCUUCAGAGCCAGCUCAUGACUUCCCUGCCGGCCGAGUACCAGCUCAAGACCGCCGCCUGUACCGCCCACUUGGCGCUGGCAUACACCGAGGGCGUGAUUGCCGGCGACCGCAGUGUGCUCUCCCAGGCCGCGAACGUGGUCACCGAGCUCCGUUCCGAGGCGCACAACGCUGGCAGCCGCGCUGAGCGCGUGUCCGUCGUAGCGCGCGGUAUCGAGGGCGGUGUGGUGGAGGGCAGCGUCGAGCAGUCUCUGGACUCGUCAAAACGCGACCUCGAGCACAUGUUCUCGUCGCGGUUCUCGUGGCUCGGCCUCGUCGCCCGGUUGAGGGUGGACGACGUCGCCGCCGAGCUGGGCGCAUACCUCUCUCGCUCGUUUGCGCGCGAUGUCGAGCGCCAGCUCAUCUUCGAGGCCGGCGAGCUGGCCCAGCUCCAGACCUCCUUGGGAGAGCAGGCCAAUAAGACGGCACGCACCCUCAUCGCGCCCCAUGCGGCCGACACCAGCAGCCCACACCCGGGCCACCCGUUCUCCUCGCCGCUGCUCCUCAACCACCUCCAGUCGCUGGCACUGAGCGUCCCGCGCGUCACGCCCGGCACGCUCCUCGCGCCCGUCACCACGCGCCGGAACCAGCUGCUCGCCACCGCCGUCCCGCGGCUACAGGUCGCGGCCCAGCGCUCGCUCAUGACCACGUACGCGCUCGCGCUGUGCGGCUCGUCGGUCAGCUGGUGUGCGUCCAUGCCCCCGUUCGACCUCGUUUCGGGCUACGCGGCCCUUGGCACGGGCGCCCUGUCCAUUGUCGGCUCGUUGGCAAUGGGCCAGGCACUGUGGCAGCGCGCACAGAACAAGUGGUGGAAGGACUGGAACCGCGUCACGGACAUGAUGAAGGACGACCUGGCCGAGACGUACGAUGCGGCUGUCGAGGGCCUGGUGCUCGCGCAGCCCGACGCGGCGGCGACCGGCCUCUCGACGCUCGUCGACAAGCGCCAGUCCCGACUGGACGACCUCGAGCGCCGGUCCCAGGUCCUCCAUUCGCGGUUGGCCGCGACAGGACUGACAUCUACUGGCGACAAGCAGUAA